AACAGUAAUCUCAGGUGUCACAUGGACAGGAAGCGUGUGUCACGUCUAAAUUAACCUAAAAUCCUUUUCCACAGAUGGCAUUCACACAUGUACAGAUGUACGGGAACGCAGCAUAGACAGAGUGUCACUACUUUCUGACAUGGUCGCGACAACACAAUUAAACACCAUGCGAAGGAUGGCGGAGGAGAUCCAGCCUGCCAAAGAGCAGAGCUCCUGGAUAUUAAGUUGGCUUCCCUCCUGGUGCCCCACGUCUCCCUCUCAGCUUAAAGAUGCAGAAGAAAAAAUGCUCAAGUGUGUGACGCGGCCUUUCUCCAGACAGCAUGUCCGGAUAUCCAACAGCAACUAUUUGUGGACCUUAGCUUUUUCCACCCAGCCAGGCUCCGUCCCAGAACCCUCAGCCCAGUCCAGGCCCCCCCUGGUCCUGCUGCAUGGCUUCGGAGGCGGGGUUGCCCUUUGGGCCCAAAACUUGGACUCUCUCUCCAGCAGCGGACCGGUCUACGCUCUGGACCUGCUGGGCUUCGGCAGGAGCAGCCGCCCCCAGUUCACAAGUGACCCAGAGGGGGCUGAGGAGCAGUUUAUGACAGCCCUGGAGGAGUGGAGGGAGAAGGUCGGACUGGAGGAGAUGGUGCUGCUGGGACACAACCUUGGAGGAUACCUGUCUGCUGCCUACACGCUCAAAUACCCACACAGGGUGAAACACCUGCUGCUGGUGGAGCCAUGGGGGUUCCCAGCUCGUCCAGAGAAUCCCAACCACUCCUCCAUCCCAAUGUGGAUCAGAGCUAUGGGGGCAGUCAUGAGCCCCUUUAACCCUCUGGCUGGACUCAGACUGGCUGGACCUCUAGGUCCGAUGCUGGUCCAGACAAUCAGAUCAGACUUCAAGCAGAAAUACUCUUCUGUUUUUGAUGACAACACAGUAUCUGACUACAUCUACCAUCUGAAUGCCCAGACUCCAAGUGGAGAGACGGCCUUUAAGAACAUGACCAUUCCCUACGGCUGGGCUAAGAGGCCCAUGCUGGAGAGGAUCGACCAGGUCCAGGGCGACAUUCCCAUUUCCUUCAUCUAUGGGUCACGCUCCAGCAUUGACAGUGACUCUGGAUACGCGUUCAAGAAAACCAGACCAGAUGCUGAAAUCAGGGUGAUCAGAGGAGCUGGUCAUUAUGUUUUCGCUGACCAGCCCGAAGACUUCAACCAGACAGUGCUUCAGAUUCUCGCCAGGACAGAGAGGAAAAGUGAAGAUUUGGGAACAAAACAGCGAGAGCUCCCUCAUUCAGACCGCACGCAGGAGGGCACAGAGCUUAACUAACCCAAAGCUAUGACUCAGUCACAACAGUUUAUCUGUAAGCAUCUUUGUCACGCUCUUGAAUCUGAAGAGAGACUUAUCACUGACUGAGAACACUAUCAGACACUCCCUAAGGCUUGGGGUGAAAGGUCAGAUGAUGCCACCAGACUCAUGUUAAGAUGUUUUGUAAAUAAAUGCCAGAUGCUGUUUUGCUCACUUUUUCUUCAGUCCUUGAGCAACUCUUGUCGAUAAAAAAGACAUCAUCUCUCAAGGGAUCUCUUGUUUUGUGUGGAGGUCUAGGUAAAGUACACAAAAUGUUCUUUUUCUGACCCCUCACCCGCUCUGUUUGAGAUAUGAGGGAGAAGUAAAUAGGGCAAAGGGCUGAUAUGUUUUUCCGGAAACUUCCUCGCAUCUCUAGGGAGGCUCAGAAGCAGACCGGCCAGCAGGUGGCAGCACAGCAACAGCCUGCUCACAUCACCUCCCCUCUCCUUUGCAGAAGGGUAACAGUGAAUCCCACACAAAGUGCCCUCACAUGCAUAUUGAGUUGGAUGACCUACUCGGGAGACCUGGACAGUGAUGCUUUAAGAGCAGCAUGACACUCAGCUCUCUGCUAAGUCACAACUGCAGUGACAGAAUAGGGUCAGAGAUGUGUGUUGGACUAAAAAUAGGCCUUCUGUUUUGACAUGAGUUAAACAACUUGGUCCUGCAUGCCUGUGAAUAUGUUAGUUUUCAAAAAUAGCUGGAGCAAAGAAGCCAGUGUUUUUGAUUUGAUUGUUGUCCUUUUUAUGUGACAUUUGGUGACAGUUGUUAGUUGUUUUAUCACAGUGAUUGUCUACUAGGAUUGUUCAUGGUAUUAGGAUAAGAUACACUACAUUUUUAUUUGAACAUUUUCUAGUAGAUGCUCAAAAUGAAAAAGAAAUGAGCAUGCAAAUUAGCAUAAUAUGUGACCUUUAAAUAAUCAUGUGCUGACUACAGAGUGUGGCAGGACGCCUGAGGAAGGUAUUCUGUAUCUGUUCAUUCUUCUGUCUGUUCUUUGUUAUGGUUCUGUACAGUAAUCAGCACCUCACUAUUUAAAGCAACACCUGAUUGAAAUCAAGCACAGGGCAAAUCUGAUAAAGCAACACGUGAAAUGUGUAGUUUGCUCCAACUGUAUCCUGGUAUGUGCUGGGAUAUAAAUAUUGAGUUCCCCUUUAAGAUCACCUGUGUGGUUUGGGUGGUGCCUAUGGAGCAGUUUGAUUAUGAGUGGGUUUGUUUGAUGGGCAAUGAAGUGCAAAUAAGCUCAGUUAUGUGCCAUAAAUGCAAGAAAGAAGAAGACUUGGCAAUACCACUUGGAUGUAAAUACUAAUAUUUAAUCAAAACUUGCUUUGGAAAUAUACUUGUUAGAACUUUAA
Acanthopagrus latus (yellowfin seabream) is the source of this 2670-nucleotide messenger RNA. Its product is annotated as 1-acylglycerol-3-phosphate O-acyltransferase ABHD5-like. Gene Ontology annotation, biological process: negative regulation of triglyceride storage; positive regulation of triglyceride catabolic process. The record is from RefSeq and is a predicted model, not a curated record. Lineage: Eukaryota; Metazoa; Chordata; Actinopteri; Spariformes; Sparidae. Gene Ontology annotation, cellular component: lipid droplet. The transcript is spliced from 8 exons. Bases 140 to 1303 code for a protein of 387 amino acids.